GAUUCAAAUUUGCUUAAACUUCUCGGCCAACUUUCGGCGAUCUUUCUGUGAGAUUUUCAUUCUUGACGGGCAUCAGAUAGUUCAUAAAUGCAUUUUAAUGUGAUCUACAUUUUAACUGCGUGAAGGACUUGCGAUCUCCCGAGCUUCUCUCCCGGCAUCGCUAGUGAGGAGCUCACUUCGAUCACCGUGCAGUGCGUCACCUGAUCGCGAUGGCCGGAAACGAAGGCGGGAACAACCGGAUCGCUGACCUGAUGCAAGGAAAUCCGCUCACAUUCGGCGGCAUCGGCAUAGCCAGCUGGCGCCACGAGACCGAGCCGCACGCGGAGGCUAGGCCUCCGGCGCGGCCGUUUGUCGCGGCCGGCGGCUUCGAGGUGUUCAUGGAUGACGAGAGCCUGGCGCCGCCCGAGCCACGGCCGCGCGCCAAGGUGUUUCGGCCCGCUGCCGCGGCAGGUGCCCCCGGCCUGGUCAACGACGAAAAUCGUCGCCCACCCGAGACCAAACUGCGUACCAAGGCGCUCAGUCAGGCGACGGUCGGCAAUCUGCAGGCGUAUGCCGAUGACGAGCACUGUCCGCCUGAAACAAAAAUGCGGGCCAAAACGUUCGGUCAGACGUGCGUCGGUGACCUUCAAGUGUACGCAGAUGAAAACUGUCCACCCGAGUCCAGAACGCGGGCCAAGACGCUGGACCAGGCGUCUGCGGGCGGUUUUAAAGUCCACGUGGACGAGGAGAACGCUCCGCCGGCCGAGCGCAGACCGCGGCCGAAGACAUACGGCGAGGCGGCCGCGGCCGGCCUCCGGGUGCGCGCCGACGAGACCCGGCAGCGUGGCAAGGCGCUGGCGCCCUCGGCCGAGGAGGCGCGGCCACCGCGCGCCCAGCAGCGCAAGCAGAAGCUGAAGCAGCGGCCGCUGCAGGAGCUGCAGAGCACCAAACGGGCGGCGCUGCAGCCGCUGCCGCUGGCUACGGCCGCCCGGCUUCCGGCCGCCUUUGACGUGCACGAGGAUCCCUUGGAGCCGGCGGCGCUGCCGCAGUCGCAGCUGCUGCUGUGUCCGGCGGCGGCGGCUGACGCGCCGAUGGCCUCGCCCGAAUCGCUGCACUCGUCACUGGAGAGCAUCGCCAUCAGCCCGCACCGCGGUCGGCUGGACCGGCUGUUCUCGUACGAGGAGUACGCUGCCGAUCUGUACCGGAUCAUGCGGCACGUAGAGCUGGAUCACCGGCCCCGCGCCGACUUCAUGGCGCGCCAGCCGGACAUCAGCGUCGCCAUGCGCUCCAUCCUCGUCGACUGGCUGGUCGAGGUCAACGACGAGUACAAGCUGAACGCCGAGACGCUCCACCUGGCCGUCAACUACAUUGACCGCUUCCUCAGCGUCAUGACUGUUGUGCGAGCCAAGCUGCAGCUGGUUGGCACCACGGCCCUCUUCAUCGCCUCAAAGUUCGAGGAGAUCUAUCCGCCGACGGUGAGCGAGUUCGUCUACAUCACCGACGACACGUACACGGCCACGCAGCUGAAGCGCAUGGAACACGUCAUGCUGAAGAUGCUCGCCUUCGACAUGUCGGCGCCCACGUCCAACUGGUUCCUCAACUAUUACAUCGACAGCGGCGGCGCGGGGGAGGAGACAGUGAAGCACCUGGCUCAGUUUCUGCUGGAGCUGACGCUGGUGCAGUACGAGCUGUGCAAUAGGCACGUGAACUCGGUGCAGGCGGCGUCGGCGCUGUGCCUGGCGCGCCUCUCCACCGGCCAUGAACCGUGGACGCCGCAGCUGGAGCGGGUCUCCGGGCUGAACAGGGACCAGCUGCGGCCCUGCGUAGACCACAUGCUCUCCGUGUACCAGACGGCGCGCGACCUGCCCCAGCAGGCCGUCGUCGAUAAGUUCGCCAAGGACAAGUUUCUGGGCGUGUCGCAGCUGGAGCCGCCGACGGCCAUCUCCUGGGCCUAGCGGUCGCCGGCGAGCGCGCGACGGCCGCCACCGCCUGCCCUGAUCUCACGUCUCGUUCUGUCCGCACCGUCACGGCCGGCCGCCGCGGCCUGCGCUGGCCCGGCGCCCCCAGCCCACUCUGCCGACGGCCAACUUACUCCUCGAACCGAUCCGCCCCGAGCGGCCAGCCCAGACUGGUCUGGUCUGAGCCGUCCUUCCGCCUGCCUGUUUUAGGUCUGUUUUACGCACGCUCAGACUGGAAUCACCGCUGCCCGCGCAGCCCGUGUGAUUCGCGUCCGCCUCUUUUCGAGUGUUUUGUCUGUCUGCAUGUGCGCGCAUGCCACGCCCACCCGCCCUGACCGUCUGCUCAGUCGGGCCGGGUUUUUAGCUGAGGCCUUUAGUGCCGAGAACACAGCGUCGGCGGCCGCGCGCGCCACGUCCAGCGCGACCGCGGAGCGCCGGCGUGGCGAUGACGGCCGAGCCCGGCCGUCCGAUGUUUAGCUAGUGUGACAUGCCCGAAAGCGGAACUGGAGACACAAAGUGCAAAUCGUAUGUUGCUUGCGUUUAGCAUGGCGUGGUUAGUCUGCUGUACAUAAUGGACGAUAUGCUAAUACAAAUGUACGGAGAAC
This is a messenger RNA of Pollicipes pollicipes, 2542 nucleotides long. RefSeq names its product cyclin-A2. The transcript is spliced from 6 exons. The coding region runs from base 210 to 1934 and encodes 574 amino acids. The record is from RefSeq and is a predicted model, not a curated record. NCBI's taxonomy places the organism in Eukaryota, Metazoa, Arthropoda, Thecostraca, Pollicipedomorpha, Pollicipedidae.